Molecule: messenger RNA, 2329 nt
Organism: Carya illinoinensis
Lineage: Eukaryota; Viridiplantae; Streptophyta; Magnoliopsida; Fagales; Juglandaceae
Product: probable GMP synthase [glutamine-hydrolyzing]
Exons: 5
Coding region: 983-2128 (381 amino acids)
Biological process (GO): base-excision repair
Molecular function (GO): DNA-3-methyladenine glycosylase activity
Source: RefSeq, a predicted model, not a curated record
CGCAAGUGUACACACUCUCUCUCUCUCUCUCUCUCUCUUUCACCCAUCCAUUCUUCAAUUCUCCCUCUCCCCGAGAAAAAAGAAUUGUGAGUUUCUGUCUUAGAUCGAACUCCAAAUAAGCUCUUUGCCAAUUCCCAUCAAUUCUUCGGCCACAUCAAGUCCCAAAUUUCCUGCAUUUUUCUUUCCAACCUACCCCUCUAUUUGCUCUGGAAAAAAGGGGUGAACAAGACCUGCACGUACACAUUGCACAGAGAAACCUUGUCAGCUUUUUUAUCUCUGUGUGAGGAGCGGAUGAAAAACGACGCAGUUUCAACUUUUUCCGAGCUUCUCGUUUCUCACAAUGCGCAACGGAAUCUCAGUCUUUCGAGGCUCGUCGAAGCUCAUUUUGAAUAUACAAUAAAAAAAGAGAGCUCUUUUCAAGUCUGUAUGUAACCCUAGCUUUGGCAAAGAAAAAGGUGUACCCAUUUUGCUUAUUUUGAUGAAGUUCAUGUUUGUGUCUGAAAAACCACUAGUGGGUCGUGUUUUCUAGGGUUUUGGGCUGAUUUGAAAUCUGGGUUUCAGUUAAAAUGGGGUUUUGGGGUUGUGGGAUUUGGAUGGUUUGGGGUUUUAUAGCUUUGGCCGAGUGGUUUUGAAUGAAAACUAGGGCAGGACUGAAAUUUGUGGUUCAGGUGGAAAAGUGAGAUCCGUGCCGGGAGCUUCAGGGCCCAGGUCAAUGAAGGUACCUGCAGGAAGUGAAUUGCUUUUUUCUUAUGGAUUUUGGUUUCUAGAAUUUUUUUAGUGAUUUGAGCUUCAAAGAUAAGAAAACAAAUGUUAGUCUCUGUGGAUUUUGUUGGUGGGUUUUGGAUGAUUUGAAUGGACGGUUGCGUGAUUUUGAGAUUUUGAAAGAAACCCACGAGGUGGCCGGCACAAUUGGGUAACUUGGGUGGACUUUUGAGCUCAAACUGUUCAGAUCUUUGGAUUGAACCCAAGGAGAUUUUUAUCAAUGUCGGGAGCUCCAAGAGUGAGGUCUAUAAAUGUGGCUGAUUCAGAGGCAAGGCCGGUGCUCUGUCCUGCCGGGAAUGGAAACAAGACAGGUUCAAUGAUUGCACGAAAACCUGGUGGGAAGCCACUGAGGAAGGUGGAGAAAUCAACCGGGGAGGCUCCGUUGGCCGAAGAUAAGAAAGCUUGUAAAUCGCCCACGGUUACUACUUCCUCUCCCCAGCUGCAUUCUGUCAAUGUACCUUCAGUUCUUCGCCGGCACGAGCAGUUGUUGCAUUCCAAUUUGUCGUUAAACGCAUCAUGUUCGUCCGAUGCUUCUACCGAUUCGUUUCAUAGUCGAGCGUCUACUGGCAGGUUGAUACGGUCGAAUAGUGUGGGGAGUAGGAGGAAACCUUCUUCUUCAAAGCCGAGAAGUGUUGCUUCUGAUGGUGGUUUGGAAUCUCUACCUGAUGGAUUUCGGACCAAGAAGAGGUGUGCGUGGUUGACUCCGAAUUCCGACCCAUGUUAUGCUGCUUUCCAUGAUGAAGAAUGGGGAGUUCCAGUACACGAUGACAAGAAAUUGUUUGAGCUGCUUGUUCUUUCUGGUGCUUUGGCUGAACUUACAUGGCCUGCCAUUUUAAGCAAAAGGCAUAUCUUUAGGGAAGUAUUUGCAGAUUUUGAUCCUGUUGCUGUCUCUAAGUUGAAUGAAAAGAAGAUAAUAGCACCAGGAACCACUGCAAAUUCUCUUUUAUCCGAACUAAAGCUACGUGCUAUCUUUGAGAAUGCACGUCAAAUAUUUAAGGUCAUAGAUGAAUUUGGGUCAUUUGACCAAUACAUCUGGAGCUUUGUGAACCACAAGCCAAUAGUUAGCAGAUUCCGAUAUCCUCGCCAAGUUCCAGUGAAAACCCCAAAAGCUGAUGUGAUAAGCAAGGACCUGGUGAGACGGGGAUUCCGGAGUGUGGGCCCCACCGUCAUCUACUCAUUUAUGCAGGCUGCGGGAAUAACAAAUGAUCAUCUCAUUAGUUGCUUCAGAUUCCAGGAGUGUAUAGCUGCUGCAGAAGGGAAGGAAGAGAAUGGCAUCAAGGAUAAGGUCGAAGAGACGAAGCCUGAUAACAUGAUGGAGUCAGAACUAUCUGUUGCUAUCGAUGAAUUGAGUUUCUCUUCAACAUGAUGAACCCGAUGUCGUGUUUGGGUGGAAGGUGGAGCUCCAGGCUCAAUCAUCAGUUUACCUUGUUGACAUGUUCACGGUUACUAUUACAUCAGGUAGUAAUGGAGGUGCAGUUGUGUAAAUUUCCUGAAUUCCUCAUCAUCAUGGAUUCCUAGAUUGUAGAUUACUAAAUUGAAUCAAUUUAACUGGUGAUUGUGCUGUCAA